AUGGCUCGGUCAGCCGCCACAACGGCCACCAAAGAGGCCCAGCCUCAACCUGCCGCCGCUGCUCCUCCUCCAGCUCCAGCCGACGGCGAUAACAAGCUGCACGAAUUCUUCUGGACUUACACCGAAGAGCCGCACCGCACACGCCGCCUGGCCAUCAUCAAGGCCCAUCCCGAGGCAAGCCUGACUGCUCCCCUCAUCUCUCAUCCCCCCCCCCACCACUCUGCUGCUCGGAAACAAAACAUCACCGCUAACGCAAGGCAUUGUGAUUCCAAUUUGCAGGUCCUCAAGCUAUGCGGCCCUGAGCCUCUGACCAAAUACGUCGUUGCCGGCGUCGUCGGCCUCCAGAUCGUCCUGGCCUACCUCCUGCGGUCAACGCCCUUCUGGUCCUGGAAGUUCUGGGCCGUCGCCUACGUCUUUGGCGCCACUGCCAACCAGAACCUGUUUCUGGCCAUCCACGAAAUCUCGCAUAACCUCGCCUUCAGGAGCCCGCUGGCCAACCGCCUCAUUGCCAUCUUUGCCAACCUGCCCAUUGGAAUUCCUUAUAGUGCUUCGUUCAGGCCGUAUCACCUCACUCACCACAAGUCCCUCGGCGUGGAUGGCCUCGACACCGAUCUCCCAACUGCCCUAGAGGCCUUUGUCCUCGACUCCAUCUUCGGCAAGGCCUUCUUCUGCACGUUUCAAAUCUUCUUCUACGCCAUCCGCCCAAUGGCCGUCUACCGCAUCCCCAUGACUUGGGUUCACCUCCUCAACGUCGUCACCCAGCUCGCCUUUGACUUUCUUCUCUUCCACUUUGCUUCCAUCAACGCUCUCCUCUACCUGCUGCUCUCCUCCUUCCUCGCCGGCAGCCUGCACCCUCUGGCCGGCCACUUCAUCGCCGAGCACUACGUCUACGAGACCGUCACCCCUACUCAGCGGAACCCCGACAACAAGGUCCCCGUUCCAGAGACCUUUUCCUACUACGGCCCCCUCAACAUUCUGACCUACAAUGUGGGGCUGCACAACGAGCACCACGACUUCCCGGCCAUUCCUUGGACAAGACUCCAUGCCGUGUAUGACAUUGCCAAGGAGUUUUACGAGCCUCUUCCCCGCCACGAGAGCUGGGUCUAUGCCAUCUGGCGGUUCAUCUGGGAUGAGAACGUGGGCAUCAGCUGCCGCGUCAAGAGAAAGAAUGGCGGCCGUAUCGUCGGCGGCGCUGUCAAAUGGAAGCAGUCGGAAGUCGAGGCUUAA
Messenger RNA from Trichoderma aggressivum f. europaeum, 1227 nucleotides. RefSeq lists its product as uncharacterized. The coding region runs from base 1 to 1227 and encodes 408 amino acids. Gene Ontology annotation, biological process: ceramide biosynthetic process. The transcript has 2 exons. NCBI's taxonomy places the organism in Eukaryota, Fungi, Ascomycota, Sordariomycetes, Hypocreales, Hypocreaceae. Gene Ontology annotation, molecular function: sphingolipid delta-4 desaturase activity. The record is from RefSeq and is a predicted model, not a curated record. Gene Ontology annotation, cellular component: membrane.